This is a messenger RNA of Schistocerca gregaria, 1816 nucleotides long. RefSeq lists its product as uncharacterized. The record is from RefSeq and is a predicted model, not a curated record. Lineage: Eukaryota; Metazoa; Arthropoda; Insecta; Orthoptera; Acrididae. The transcript is spliced from 4 exons. The coding region runs from base 385 to 1254 and encodes 289 amino acids.
GUCGGUCGGUCGGUAUUAACGGCUGCACACGCCCAACGUGUCUGUCGGUGUUUUUGCGUAUGUAUAGGGGCCUUUACUAUUCUAAAAAAAAAUAAUACUGAAAGAAAAAACGGAAUUCAGAAAGUAGCAGAUCAACAGAGUGAUUUGUGACUAAGACUUCGCUUUUAACGGAUGCAUUUGUUAAUUUUUCAAAGUUUCUUGUGGACUGCAAAUCGACACUAGCGCUGCAGCGGCCGUGAGAGACAUUUAGGAAGUUCUGUUCAUACAAAAUUGUGUGCACCGCAACUAGUGAAUGAAGUGUUGCGGUGGCUACCUAUAAGUGAAGCUCUUUCUGUCUGUAACAGUGUUUGUGAUCUGGGCUAAUUUGGAACUACUGUGAUUGAAAUGACUCCAGACUCGCAAUCAGAUAACUCAAUGGCAACACCUACGCCUCCUGCUUCCGAAUUGCUAUAUGAUAGCGAGCAAGGGAAGGUUCCCUCGCUUCUCACUGUAUGCCUGUUAAUUGAUAUUCCUGUUAUUAAAGCGACAUUAGAGAAAUCUAAGCUCGCCUGGCGAAGAGUAAAGGAGGGAAGUUCUGCAGCUAAGUGGUCGCUAAGUGCUGUCGAACUUACAGCAAGAAGUGCUGCCAAACCCGGUCGUAUCUUAGGAUGGCUUUUCAGGAUUCCGAUCGGCAUCGCAGAUCGCGCUAUAAGUGGACGCAUUAUAGAAGCAGAGAGGAGGUGGCCGAUUUUGAAGGAAUCACCGAACAAAGUUGUCGAAGUCACAAUGGAAAUAUUAAGAGGUCGACUGUGGUCUUGUUACACUGCCUCUGGGGUCGUCGCCGCAGACGGGAAACGUGCGGUCACAGCUUUAGCGGCCUUGACACGAAAUGUGGUGAGCUCUGUGCAGACUUCACUACAACGGUCUCUCGAGAACUUCGAAGAUCUCGUGGACGAGAUGGCAGCGAGGCCUGCAGGUGAAUCGCGAGUUGUGGAAGGGCAUUCUUCUCGGACGUCCGAAGCCUCAGUGCCUGCAGCUACGAGGCCACCAGUGACGGGGCUGGUGGGGAGGGCCCUGGAGAGCGGGCUCUACCUCUGCGUGGGCGGCGCCGUCUGCGCGCUUUCUGCCGUCCCCGUUGUGGGUCGCUUUGCCGAGGCGCUACGGGACAGCGGCGGGCCGCAACAGCCAGAGGCGGGGAGCCGCCAGAUGUCUCCACGAGCGUCGCCCGCGCCCAGCUCUCGCACGUCCAUGCGGUCACCGACUGUAGACGGAUAAGAAUGAAACGGCUGCCUCAGCUCUAUUUUAUUGCCGUUAGUUAUUUAAUGAACUCGAGCCAACAAAUACUGUUCAAUAAGUUAUUCAUUACUAUGAAUAACUUUCCAGAAAAGUUUAACAGGACAACUGGAAAAUGUCUUGCUUUUUUAAAAACGUUCACUAUUAGAGAACGUGUGCUUCUCAGUGUGCUUCUCAGUGUGGUUGGAAUGGGAAGUGGAAACUAGAGCUAGUCAGUUUAAAGUAAGGAAAGUGUCAUAUGAGGUAAUUGGCCAGCGGUCAGAAAAAAUUGAUAGAUGGCAACGCACACGUCAGAGGUGAUAAUUAGUGGUCUAUGUACUACCUGUGAACUCUGGUCUCGAAGCUUCGAAUUACAGGCUGAGCAGAUGGUUAUCAGUACCGUUCGGCAUGUUUUAGUUACGUUGGUAUAUGCAGUACAGUUAUUUCUGGGCUUAGGUUGUCAUGUAACCAAACAGCGUGUGAAUCAGAUCAGUAAAACACUAAAAAUCAGAUCCACACGUAACCAUAAAAACUUCCUUGAAAUAACCUACAAAUUCUGCAAUCU